GCUUCGUGAGAGGAGAGGAGACUGCCAGCCCGCUUCGGCGGGCCUGUGUCCCGCGCCGUUCUCGGGGCCUCCCUGCUGAGUGCGAGGCUCACGCUGAGACGGACACGCAGUGCUGAGCGACCAAAGGAGCUUUGCGAUUGAUCCACUCACCUGCCAUGAGGAAUCACUAAGGUUUUGAAGUGCAUCCCUGAGCAUGAGUGCAGAAUGAAGCGACGUUUGGAUGACCAGGAGUCACCGGUGUAUGCGGCCCAGCAGCGUCGGAUCCCUGGCAGCACAGACGCUUUUCCUCACCAGCAUCGGGUGCUUGCCCCUGCCCCUCCUGUAUAUGAAGCGGUGUCUGAGACCAUGCAAUCAGCUACAGGAAUUCAAUACUCAGUAACACCCAGCUACCAGGUUUCUGCUGUACCACAGAACUCUGGUAGUCAUGGGCCCACCAUAGCAGCGGUUCAUAGCAGUCAUCAUCAUCCAACAGCUGUCCAGCCCCACGGAGGCCAAGUGGUCCAGAGUCAUGCCCAUCCAGCCCCACCCGUUGCACCAGUGCAGGGACAGCAGCAGUUUCAGAGGCUCAAGGUGGAAGAUGCACUGUCCUAUCUUGACCAGGUGAAGCUACAGUUUGGUAGUCAGCCUCAGGUCUACAAUGAUUUCCUUGACAUCAUGAAGGAAUUUAAAUCUCAGAGCAUUGACACUCCAGGAGUGAUUAGCCGUGUGUCACAGUUGUUCAAAGGCCACCCUGACCUGAUCAUGGGUUUCAACACCUUCUUGCCUCCUGGCUAUAAAAUUGAAGUACAGACCAAUGAUAUGGUGAAUGUGACAACUCCUGGCCAGGUUCAUCAGAUCCCCACCCACGGCAUCCAGCCCCAGCCUCAGCCACCACCCCAGCAUCCUUCUCAGCCUUCAGCCCAGUCAGCUCCAGCUCCUGCUCAACCUGCUCCUCAGCCCCCACCUGCCAAAGUUAGCAAGCCUUCCCAGUUACAAGCACAUACUCCAGCCAGUCAGCAGACUCCCCCACUCCCACCAUAUGCAUCCCCACGUUCUCCACCGGUCCAGCCUCACACACCAGUGACAAUCUCAUUGGGAACUGCCCCAUCCUUGCAGAACAAUCAGCCUGUGGAAUUUAAUCAUGCCAUCAACUAUGUUAAUAAGAUCAAGAACAGAUUCCAGGGCCAACCAGAUAUCUACAAAGCGUUCCUAGAGAUUUUGCACACAUAUCAGAAAGAACAACGCAAUGCCAAGGAGGCUGGAGGAAACUAUACUCCAGCUUUGACUGAGCAGGAGGUAUAUGCCCAGGUGGCUCGUCUCUUUAAAAACCAAGAAGAUCUUUUGUCAGAAUUUGGACAGUUUCUACCAGAUGCCAACAGCUCUGUGCUUUUAAGCAAAACAACUGCAGAGAAGGUUGAUUCUGUGAGAAAUGACCAUGGAGGCACUGUGAAGAAGCCCCAACUCAACAACAAGCCACAGAGGCCCAGCCAGAAUGGCUGCCAAAUCCGCAGGCACUCUGGAACAGGAACCACACCUCCAGUGAAGAAGAAACCCAAACUGCUCAGCCUAAAGGAUUCUUCUAUGGCAGAUGCCAGCAAGCAUGGGGUUGGAACUGAAUCAUUAUUUUUUGAUAAGGUGCGAAAGGCUCUACGAAGUGCAGAGGCCUAUGAAAAUUUCCUGCGUUGUCUUGUUAUCUUUAACCAGGAGGUGAUUUCUCGGGCUGAACUUGUGCAGCUAGUCUCUCCUUUUCUGGGGAAAUUCCCUGAAUUGUUUAAUUGGUUUAAAAACUUUCUGGGCUAUAAGGAAUCUGUACAUCUGGAAACCUUUCCGAAGGAACGAGCCACAGAGGGCAUUGCCAUGGAGAUAGAUUAUGCCUCAUGUAAACGGCUUGGCUCUAGCUAUCGAGCCUUGCCCAAGAGUUACCAGCAGCCCAAGUGUACAGGACGGACUCCUCUCUGUAAAGAGGUUUUAAAUGAUACCUGGGUUUCCUUUCCAUCAUGGUCUGAAGACUCCACCUUUGUUAGUUCUAAGAAGACUCAGUAUGAAGAACAUAUUUAUCGUUGUGAAGAUGAGCGCUUUGAGCUUGAUGUAGUUUUAGAGACCAAUCUGGCAACAAUCCGAGUUCUAGAAGCAAUACAGAAAAAGCUUUCCCGAUUGUCUGCUGAGGAACAAGCCAAAUUUCGCCUGGAUAACACACUUGGGGGUACUUCGGAAGUCAUCCAUCGAAAAGCACUCCAGAGGAUAUAUGCUGAUAAAGCGGCUGACAUCAUUGAUGGUCUGAGGAAAAAUCCCUCCAUUGCUGUUCCUAUUGUCCUUAAAAGGUUGAAGAUGAAAGAGGAAGAAUGGCGAGAAGCUCAGAGAGGCUUUAACAAGGUGUGGCGAGAGCAAAACGAGAAAUACUACUUGAAGUCUCUGGACCACCAGGGCAUCAACUUUAAACAAAAUGACACCAAGGUCCUGAGGUCUAAGAGCUUACUCAAUGAGAUUGAGAGUAUUUAUGAUGAGAGGCAAGAGCAGGCUACAGAAGAGAAUGCUGGUGUACCUGUUGGUCCACACCUCUCACUGGCCUAUGAAGACAAACAGAUACUGGAAGAUGCUGCUGCUCUGAUUAUCCAUCAUGUGAAGAGGCAAACAGGCAUUCAGAAGGAAGACAAGUAUAAAAUCAAGCAAAUCAUGCAUCAUUUCAUUCCAGAUCUGCUCUUUGCUCAGAGAGGUGAUCUUUCUGAUGUAGAGGAGGAAGAAGAAGAAGAGAUGGAUGUAGAUGAAGCCACAGGGGCAGCCAAGAAGCACAAUGGUGUUGGGGGCAGUCCCCCUAAGUCAAAGCUAUUAUUUAGUAACACAGCAGCUCAAAAGUUAAGAGGGAUGGAUGAAGUAUACAACCUUUUCUAUGUCAAUAACAACUGGUAUAUAUUUAUGCGACUACACCAGAUUCUGUGUUUGAGGCUGCUACGCAUUUGUUCCCAAGCUGAACGGCAAAUUGAAGAAGAAAACCGAGAGCGAGAGUGGGAACGUGAAGUGCUAGGCAUAAAGCGAGACAAGAGUGAGAGCCCUGCCAUCCAGUUACGGCUCAAAGAACCUAUGGAUGUUGAUGUAGAAGAUUAUUACCCAGCUUUCCUGGACAUGGUGCGGAGCCUACUUGAUGGCAACAUAGACUCAUCACAGUAUGAAGAUUCACUGAGAGAGAUGUUCACCAUUCACGCCUACAUUGCCUUUACUAUGGACAAACUUAUCCAGAGCAUCGUCAGACAGCUGCAGCACAUUGUCAGUGAUGAGAUUUGUGUGCAGGUGACUGACCUUUAUCUGGCAGAAAACAAUAAUGGGGCCACUGGGGGCCAGCUAAACACACAGACUUCAAGGAGCCUCCUAGAGUCAACCUAUCAGCGGAAGGCAGAGCAGCUUAUGUCAGAUGAGAACUGCUUCAAGCUUAUGUUCAUUCAGAGCCAAGGCCAGGUUCAGUUGACCAUUGAGCUUUUGGACACAGAAGAGGAAAACUCAGAUGAUCCUGUGGAAGCAGAGAGAUGGUCAGAUUAUGUAGAACGAUAUAUGAAUUCUGAUACUACCUCUCCUGAACUUCGUGAACAUCUGGCACAGAAACCAGUAUUUCUUCCAAGGCAUUUUCUGCUUUGCAGGAAUCUUCGCAGGAUCCGUAAGUGUCAGCGUGGUCGAGAACAACAGGAAAAGGAAGGGAAAGAAGGAAACAGCAAAAAGACCAUGGAGAAUGUGGAUAGCCUGGAUAAGCUGGAGUGUAGGUUCAAACUCAAUUCCUAUAAGAUGGUUUAUGUGAUCAAGUCAGAGGACUACAUGUAUCGAAGAACUGCCUUGCUCCGGGCUCAUCAGUCCCAUGAGCGUGUAAGCAAGCGUCUACAUCAGAGGUUCCAGGCCUGGGUAGAUAAAUGGACCAAGGAACAUGUGCCCCGUGAAAUGGCAGCGGAGACCAGCAAGUGGCUCAUGGGUGAGGGGCUGGAGGGCCUGGUGCCCUGUACCACCACCUGUGACACAGAGACCCUGCACUUUGUGAGCAUUAACAAGUAUCGUGUCAAAUACGGCACAGUAUUCAAAGCCCCUUAACUGCAAAACCAGAGAAGAUAACUUGAGGGGUGUGUGUGUGUGUGUGUGUGUGUGUGUACGCGCGCGUGUGCGCGCUCAUGCUCACACACACUGAAGAAGAAAGGACAAUGCCUUUCAAGCCUCACUGGUCUCCCUGAGACAUGGCCACUGAUGCAAGCUGGCACCAAGUAGGAUGCACAUAAGGAAUGUGAAUACCAUACAAAGCUUGAGCUGGCAUUUUUCCCAGGGGAUUUCUGAGUAUUAGCCUGCCCUGGAGGGGAAGGAAGUCCAUGCAAGCACAGAGAUAAUGUGGCUUGCUUGCACACACCAGCAGAGCUACGAAUAGUCUCCUGACCUUCAAUGAGAAAACCGGAUGCUGUUCACAUUUUGACUGGAUGAAAGUGCAUUUACAAAACAGAUUGGGGAAGGACUUAACAGUCAAAUGGAUUGUAACUAUUGAUGAUCAGCACUCCUCUUCAUUCCCUCCAAAAAGGAAAAAAAGGCUGGAUCUGGCUUUUUUUUUUUUUCUUCUUCUUCUUUCCUCCUGGUCACUUGAGCACAUCUAAAAUCACCCAUUAGGUUUUUAUCUGGGACUCACAGUUUGGCUUAGGGAUUAAUCAUCUUGUGGAUUUGAUUCCUGACAAAUCCCUUGCUGCCCACCCUUUCUCUCUCCUCUGGUUCUCAACUUCAACAAGUUCAAAUCAGUUGUCCUUUUUAGCUCCCGUGGAACUGUUUUGUACCUGCUCCUUUACUAGUCUACCCUAGUGCCAUCCACCAGCUUUACUCUGACACACAUGCACACACACACAAUUUUAACUUGUUUUUUUUUUCUUUUUUUGUAAAUAAUGUACAUACUGUCAAUUUUUUAUUAAAAGAAAUAUGCUUUGAUGUGCUAGCAUAAUUGCUCUAGCUUCUUGUGUACCAUAGUACUAUGUGGCUUCAGAUUUAGAACCUAUGAACAGAUGUAUAAGACAUUUAUUACACUUUUUACCAAAGGGAGUUACCAUUGUAGUACUUUUGUGUAAAACUUUGUCUUCUCCUUCACCUCUAACUUUUUCUUUUCUUUUUUUCCUCUUUUUCUUUUUCUUUUCUUUUCUUUUUUUUUGUACAUAAAUAAAGCUUGGUUCUUACUUAAGGAAUAAAUUUUCAACCCAAGUCCCUUAUCCUCACCAGAGAACUGCUGUGAAGCAGUGAUUCUGGCUUCAGUUCCUUUUUCAGGGUACAAACAGAAUUUUGCUUUAAGUAGUCAAUAGUCACACUCCUCCCAAAUCAAAAUACCCCAAAAUUUAAAAAUAGAAUACUUCAAUCUUUUAGUACAUGUAUUUCUCUCUUGAAAUACUUUUUAUAUUGGGUGUUUGUUAAGCUAUGUAGCUUGUAUUUACAACUAUUUUUUUUUUUUUUUUGGAUCUUCUCCUUAUUGGGAAUGAGAGUGAACAACUUAAAAUACCAAACCAGUAUUUGAAAGAAGUAUGUAUAAGGUAUGAGGUACAAGUGGGCUUGGGAGGGAGAGAAUUUGAUAAAUUUCCUUAGCAACUCCAAGUGGGAGAUAGAUUUUUUUAAUCACAUAAAAUUUAAUUGGCAUACAUUUAAACAUGAAUGAUAAGGAAUUUUAUAUGUGAAUAACCUGGAUUAUCUGAACAAAGACUAACUAGCCCUCAGUCAUCUGGUGGGUUUUUUUUUUCCAGCAACCAUCACCCUAAUCAUACUAGUCACAGUUGUAAUCAAGAGUGUUUUGUGUAUUUUUUUGUUCACUUUUUAAUUAAAAAU
Molecule: messenger RNA, 5793 nt
Organism: Marmota monax (woodchuck)
Lineage: Eukaryota; Metazoa; Chordata; Mammalia; Rodentia; Sciuridae
Gene: Sin3a
Product: SIN3 transcription regulator family member A
Exons: 22
Coding region: 205-4047 (1280 amino acids)
Biological process (GO): negative regulation of transcription by RNA polymerase II
Cellular component (GO): chromatin
Molecular function (GO): transcription corepressor activity
Source: RefSeq, a predicted model, not a curated record